This is a messenger RNA of Mangifera indica (mango), 1403 nucleotides long. Its product is annotated as probable pyridoxal 5'-phosphate synthase subunit PDX1. Lineage: Eukaryota; Viridiplantae; Streptophyta; Magnoliopsida; Sapindales; Anacardiaceae. The record is from RefSeq and is a predicted model, not a curated record. Gene Ontology annotation, biological process: pyridoxine biosynthetic process; amino acid metabolic process; pyridoxal 5'-phosphate biosynthetic process. Gene Ontology annotation, molecular function: amine-lyase activity.
AUCAAAAAAAUUUAACAGCCUCUCUCUCUCAACCGUCCGAUCAAAAUACUGUCAAGUUCAACUCGUUUUGGUUCCGCUUUCUCGCUCGAACCACAACCAACCAAUCAAAAACACCUCUUUCUCUAUUUAAGCAACUCGUCACCCCCCUCAAUCGCCGCCUUCCUCUUUCAUUAGCAAGUUUCUUUCUUUAUCCAUUCUAUCGUUAAAAAUGGCAGGAACCGGGGUGGUAGCUGUCUACGGUAACGGCGCGCUAACGGAGACCAAGAAAUCUCCUUUCUCUGUCAAAGUAGGCCUUGCUCAGAUGCUCCGUGGCGGCGUCAUAAUGGACGUCGUUACUCCGGAGCAAGCACGUAUCGCCGAAGAAGCUGGCGCUUGUGCAGUCAUGGCUCUUGAGCGCGUCCCUGCCGAUAUCCGCACUCAAGGUGGCGUGGCUCGUAUGUCAGACCCACAACUUAUUAAAGAAAUCAAACAGUCCGUUACAAUCCCCGUCAUGGCCAAGGCCCGGAUAGGCCACUUUGUUGAGGCUCAAAUUCUAGAAGCCAUUGGGAUUGAUUACGUGGACGAAAGCGAAGUUUUAACUCCAGCCGACGAAGAGAACCACAUAAACAAACACAACUUUCGGAUUCCCUUCGUUUGCGGUUGCCGGAACUUAGGCGAGGCCCUGCGGCGGAUUCGCGAAGGCGCUGCGAUGAUACGGACCAAGGGCGAGGCUGGGACGGGGAACGUUAUCGAAGCCGUUAGGCAUGUGCGGUCCGUGAUGGGUGAUAUUAGGGUUUUGAGAAACAUGGACGAUGAUGAGGUGUUCACUUUCGCAAAAAAGAUUGCGGCGCCUUACGAUUUGGUGAUGCAGACAAAGCAGUUGGGGAGGUUGCCGGUGGUGCAAUUUGCCGCCGGGGUGGCGACACCGGCAGACGCAGCGAUGAUGAUGCAGCUUGGUUGUGACGGGGUUUUUGUUGGGUCGGGUGUGUUCAAGAGCGGAGACCCAGUGAAGCGGGCCCAGGCUAUUGUACGGGCGGUGACACACUAUAGUGACCCAGAAGUGUUGGCAGAGGUGAGUUGCGGGUUGGGUGAAGCCAUGGUGGGGCUAAAUUUGAAGGAUGAGAAGGUGGAGAGGUUCGCCAGUCGAUCCGAAUAAAAGAAAAGAGAAUAAUGGAUGGCUCAUCAAUUAAGCUGUUUAAUUUUUCUUUGUAGAAUAAUGGGGAAUUCAGCUGUAGAAGCCUGUCACUGUGGGUUGCAGCAUGGGUGCAGGAUUGUUUGUCUUGUGGAAACCAUUUGAAACUGUUUAAAUACUGUUGUUUACAUCCAGUGAGGAGUAGUUUUUAUGCUUGUUUAUUCUGGAUUUACUUGAUUUUGAACUUCUAACAGUUUACUUCGAAGAAAAUAAGAUUAGUUUACUUUUUAAA